Messenger RNA from Ictalurus punctatus (channel catfish), 4218 nucleotides. RefSeq names its product transmembrane protein 266 (gene tmem266). The transcript has 12 exons. The record is from RefSeq and is a predicted model, not a curated record. The coding region runs from base 938 to 2677 and encodes 579 amino acids. Gene Ontology annotation, molecular function: voltage-gated channel activity; monoatomic ion channel activity. Gene Ontology annotation, cellular component: plasma membrane. Gene Ontology annotation, biological process: monoatomic ion transport; transmembrane transport. NCBI's taxonomy places the organism in Eukaryota, Metazoa, Chordata, Actinopteri, Siluriformes, Ictaluridae.
CACGUUUAUAAUGUCAGUUGAAUCACGACCUCUUUUAUCCGUGAUUGAAUGACAAACGUUUACACCAAUUGGCAUAGAGAAGUGGCUGUCAUCAUGUUCUUUCUCCACUAGGCGAAGGAGGGGAAACGUCUGUAGAUACGCAGCUCGACUACUCACAUUUCAAUGAGCCGAACAGUAUUUUGAAGGACUCGAGCUCACUGAGAAACGCACGUUUAACUAAACUGCUCGACACUCCAGCAUGCAGCGAUGGCUGCGUGUUUACCAGGCGCACUCGUAAUCCAGCGGACAGCUGUUGGUUAUUUCUGAGCAGCUGGACUCUGGGUUUUAAUGCUCGGUUGGACACGCGGAGUCCCCAGAGUGAUUGUCGGGGAAGCCCUCAUCCCUCAUCCUCACACUGAGCCGAGCAGGCACACAAUGCCCUCCUCCCCCUCCUCCUCCUCCUCCGCGCUCACGGAUUCUGCUGAUGCUGAUCCUCUCCGUUUACUCGCCAGCGGACUGCUCACAGCAUCUCGGUGAACGAUGAUCGCAUUACAGAUCGGGCUCGGUAGUCUUGCCCUUUUUUUCUUCGGAGGUGCAGAAGAAGCAGAAUCAGAGCGGAUGCUUGGCAAGGAUAACAGUCGCAGCCUACACACAGAAAGCUCUGAGCACCGAGCAUCGGCUAGGCACACAUCUCUAUCAUCCUCCUCCUCCUCCUCCUCCUCCUCAAUAUCAUCAUCAGUAUUACUAGAGCAAGAGAGACACGACUGAACUUCCGAUGAUGUAUUUAACAAAAAGGUUUGGUAUGCGUGUGGUCAUCCCCAUCUGGAACAACUAGGAUCUUCAAUUUAGGAGAAGUUUUUUAUUUUAUUUAUUAUUUUAUUAUUAUUAUUAUUAAUUUAUUUGUUUAUUUUAUUUUUGUGGGGAGGAAGUCUGGUCCCUGUCCACUGCGGUCUUCAUCAUGAGCCACCCACAGCCAUCUCAGCCGUCCGCAGCACCUGACCUGGAAGUGAUCUCCCAGCAGGUGGAGGAUGAAGGCCAGUGCAUGGCUCCAGUGCAACUGGUCAGCUUUGCUUACCGAGAUCUCCCUCUGGCCGCACUCGACAUCUCACUGGCUGGCUCUCAGCUUAUCUCCAACCUGGAUGAAGAGGAGAAUAGAGAAGGGUCCUUGCAGUUAGGCCUAUUCAGACCCUACUACAAGACAAACCAUCCAAAAAAUCAAGAGGAACAACAUACUAAGCAAUUCAUACCCAGAUCAUCGAUACUGACUUUUACAUGGUCUAACUGGCUAAAGCCAUGUUGUGGGAGGAGGGCAGCUCUUUGGCAGGUGUGUUUGCUGAGUGCAGGUUUUAACUGUUUGCUGGUGGCGUGUGUUGUUCUGGUGGUGGUGCUGCUGACUCUGGAGCUGCUCAUCGACACCCGGCUUCUACAGUUUACCAACGCGUCCCAGUUUGCUGGCAUUAUUCACUGGAUCAGCCUGGUCAUUCUCUCCAUUUUCUUCACUGAGACUGUCUUCAGGAUUGUGGUGCUGGGGAUAUGGGAUUACAUAGAGAACAAAGUUGAGGUGUUUGAUGGUGCUGUGAUCGUGCUCUCUUUGGCCCCAAUGGUUGCCUCCACCGUUGCUAAUGGACCCAGCAGCCCAUGGGAUGCCAUUAGCCUCAUCAUCACCCUUCGCAUAUGGAGGGUCAAGAGAAUUAUUGAUGCGUACGUGCUGCAGGUGAAGGUGGAGAUGGAGAUGGAGCUUCAGCAGUAUGAGAAGGCUAAAGCCGUGCGGGAGGAGCAGCUAGAGAGGCUCACACAGAUCUGUCAAGAGCAGGCGUUUGAGAUCAGGCAGUUGCGGGCUCACCUAGCUCAGCAGGACCUGGAUCUAGUUGCAGAGCGAGAGGCUGCUAUGCAGAUCCACCACGUAUGGGGAAAGCAGAGCAGCAGCUUUCAGGAAGUGGAUGGACUCAGACCUGCAGCCUCCGACACUGAGGGCAGAGGCAAGAGGAGAGAGCCAGGAGCUCCUACAGAAAAUAUCACUCAAGAUGACAUGAACAAUUACAUCAGCCAGUAUUACAGCGAGCCAAGUAGUGAUAUUGGGAUUCCAGAGCCAGGUGCACGCAUUAUAACGACUGCAGCCAUAGAUGUGCACUUGCCCACUAACCCAUGCCAGUUGCCUCCAUCUCUGGUGAGCACUGAAGGACCAGGCAGCUCAGUGAGUGAGGCUCCCAGCAGCACAGUGUCCCGCUCCAGCUGCAGCUUCUCGGCACGUCAGCACAGCGUCAGCAGCCAUACAUUGGCCUCCAGUAGCGAGUGCAGCUCCACCGUACGUGAGGCCUCCACCUCUGACUACAGCGCCCAGCACUGCUGCCCACCGCCUUACUGCAGCCCACUGACGCUGGGCACACAGGGAGGAGGGCACAACCCCAGCGCUGUGGUCCAGGAGCUUCUCUCAUCCCUGUCUGAAGACUCGUGUCUGGCCCAGAAGGGCAGAGUGAACCCCCUUAACCUGAAGCUCCCCAGUCCAGCUGGCUCAGCUAAGGCCAGCCCCGAGCUGGAGCACAGGGUCAAAAUUUACAAUAAGAGGAACCAAGAGAGUCUGGCUGUGUUCCAAACCAAGCCGUUGAUCCACCUGCAGGGAAAUGAGCCAUUGCUAGACGAGAAGUACAGACUCAUGGGGCCUGCAGAUGCUCCGAUGACUCACAUGCCGGAUACGUAGGGUAUGGAGUGCACCGGCAUGGCCACCAUCACCAGCUGAAGCAGCUUCCCUCCCCCGUCCUCUCUCUCUCUCUCUCUCUCUCUCUCUCUCUCUCUCUCAGCCAGCACUGUUCACGCUGACUCCCAGGCUUCUUGCUCUCUAGAAGUGCACACUGAGCGACACACUAAAGGACUUUGCUCUCAGUUGCCUUCUCCAGAGGGGUUUCCCAACUUCAUGGUGAGGAAUUGUUGGCACAUGUCCUCCCCUUUCUAUUGAACUCAGCAAAACACUUAAACAGUGUGUGUGUGUGUCCCUCCUGCCAAAAUUGCACAACCUUCCAGAGCCCAGGGAGAGGCACUUUGGGAGCCAUCACUGGAACAUUCAUCAGGAAUUUCCUACUUCAACGUUCGUCCGUGUUCGGUGACCGUCUGAAACCAGCAAUGGGAUACAAAUGCACUCGAGCUUUCAGACAGGCACGUAGUAUAGAAAUGAGGCGGGAAUACUUGUGAUUCUUUGUGCUCUUAUUUCAGGGUUUGGUUUAGGUGAUGGGUCAACGAGGUAACUGUUUUUAUUCGUUUUAUUUAUAUGAAUAAUAACACAAUGUACAGUACAGGCCUACUGAUCCGACUGCUGCAGGGUUACAUUUGAUCUGUGUUCAAAUGUGUCGAGCUGUGUUACUCAGCCAAAUUUCUUACCUUCGCCUUUCUUACUGAUGCUAACGUUUGUAUUCAAAAUUCUAUGACUGGAACAAAGCACGCAACUCAAGUAUUUUUAAAAACCUGCUUAGAUUUAAUUUGAUGGGGGGGGAAAAAAAAAUUCAGGAAUAUAAUUUUAGUAGGUUUUUAUGAGGAAUGAUGGGUAAGAAUGUUGUCUUAAGCCCUAACAUUAACCCCAUCCUUAUAGCAUGAGCCUUUGAGAAUAAAAUUUCUGCUUUUUGAUUGAGGCUGACUAAUCCUGUAUUGUUGAUUAAGGCAUUUUAUAUAACUGAUAAUGGGAGAAAUUGUAAAGCAAAUAAAAGUUGGUAAAUUCAUUGAAUCUGGUGGUUUUCUGCAUUUGUUUAAGCGUGGUCAUGUGGAGUAUAUAAAUAUUACAGCUAUUCUGGAAAUGUAAAAAGGGAAAAGAAGAGAAGACUGUGACUAACUGUUUUGCAAAACAGAUUUUUUUAUUUAAAUGAUUUAUUACAAACUGUAAGUCCAGACCAGACAACUAAAUGUGAAAUUAGCUUACUUUGUCUAAGUGCACUGAAAUGAAAGAGCAUGUCCAUUAAUGAAAGCAAUUGAAACCUGCUUUAAAAUUAUGUAUCACGUUUUUCUUUCAUGAAGCGGCCUUUAAAUAAAAAUCAAACUAAAAAUGGACUGAUGAGAGUUGAUAUUUAUUACUUGACAUAGAUGGCAAGUGUGUGUGUAUAGAUGUUACACACUGAGCCAAAGGCCAAAACAUAAUGCUAUUGGCAAAUUAGAUCGGACAUCAUUAAUAUACUGACCACAUUAUGAUGUUAUUAGAUACAGUAGCAUGAAAUGUAGACUCCUGAAAACGUUACAUAAAUAAAGAAAGGUCUGAGG